AUGCUUGCAUCAAUAUCAUCCCUUUAUACCCAAUCCUGGUUAACUAACUUUAUUUGUCGCAGUUUGGUUCAUCAUAUCUUAGUUAUUUAUCUUUUGUCUGUAAAUAUCGGGGCAUAUAUGCUCAUGCAAAUGGAAGAAAGCAACAACUCAGGCGUGGUGGAUUUCCCUGACAACUUUAUGGACCAACUCUUGUGGGAGGAGUGCAGGUGAGAAGAGGAGAAGGUAUCGUUAUGGUCAUCAUUAGGGUUGAAGGAGAGAGUUACUUGCGCCAUGGGGCACCUGCAAGAGGUGAUGGGAGGAGAGAAGGAGUUGCUGAUUCAGCUGUGGGUUCCUGUGGAGAGAGGGAGGAGAAGAGUGCUAAGCACGGAAGAGCAGCCUUACUCGCUCAACCUCUUCUCCCAGAGCCAGAGCCAGAGCCAGAGCUUGGCCCUCUACGGAGACAUCUCAGCAGGCUACAGCUUUGCAGCAGAGGUUGGGUCUGACCAGCUGGUGGGACUCCCUGGGGGUGUGUUCCUGAAUAGGAUGCCUGAGUGGACUCCAGAUGUUCGCUUCUUCAGGAGUGAGGAGUACCUUCGCAUCGGAUACGCCCACAGGUACCAGGUUCGAGCUUCCCUCGCUCUUCCACUCUUCCAAGGGCCUUCUGGAACCUGCAUGGGGGUGUUGGAGAUGAUCACCACUCACCCCAGCUUGGAGUAUGGCUCCCAACUUCAAACCAUCCGCCAUGCCCUUCAGGCCUUUGAUCUCCGGAGUUCAGAAACCUCCAUCGUCCCAACCUCUCUCAAGCCCCACACCGACGACCUUCACCGAGAGGUGGCCUCGAUUCUCAAAGGCAUCUGCAUCUCAUACGGACUCCCGCUAGCUAUUACGUGGGGACACCAACAAGACUCGUGCCUUUCUGCGAUAGUCUCUGCCUGUUACCCCUCUGACCAGAACAGUCACAGCUUCCUGGACGCCUGCUCGGAGCACCAUCUUCUUGCCAAGGAAGGAAUCGCUGGAAGAGCCUUUGCCACCAAGAAACAGUAUUUCGCAAAAGAUGUGGCAAUCCUCUCCCACUACGCUAAGAUGUUCGACCUCCACGCUGCUCUUGCCAUCCCUCUCCUGACCAGAUGCAGCCGCAACGUCCAAUUUGUUAUUGAGUUCUUCUUCCCCAGAGACUACUGUCUUAUUAAUCAGAGGCCGAGGAUCGCCACCCAACUCAGCCUACGCUUCCAGAGCUCACCUCAUCUGAUGGUAGACGACGACCAGCUCGCAGAAGAAGUCACGGCUAGCGAACAGCUUGUAGCAGAGUGCAUGUCACGCAAGGGUAAGGGAAAAGAUGUGUCUGUCUCUUGGGAGAUGAGAGAACCUUCUUUCUCUUCUUCUUCUUCUUCUUAUUUGGAAAGCAGAAAGCGGAAAAGAAGGGAUGAAAAGGAUAUCACUUUAGAUAUUCUCAGACAACACUUUGCUGGCAGCCUCAAGGACGCCGCUAAAAACAUUGGUGUAUGUCCGACGACCUUGAAGAGGAUCUGCAGACAACACGGAAUCUCAAGGUGGCCAUCGAGGAAGAUCAAGAAAGUGGGGCACUCUCUUCGGAAACUGCAGGUGGUGAUGGACUCUGUUGAAGGAGUUCAAGGCUCUCACCAUCUUGCCUCCUUCUACUCAAGCUUCCCUCAACUCCAGUCUCCUUUGCAGCUUGAUCCUACCAAAAGUGUCGCAAAGUCACCGCCGCCUUCUUCUUCUUCUUCUUCAUCAGGUUCGAGCACAUGUUGCUCCUCCGAAGAGAAACAACUAGGUGGUGGCUUCCACAAACCAUCAUCUCAAGUACUUCUUACCUUAAGCAGCAGCCUGAUGAAGGAUGAGCAGAGGCCCGUACGUGCCACGUCAUCCCUACCCCCAUUGCCAUCCGCAAGGAAAGCAAAGGACGACGGAAUGAAAGUGAAUGCCAUGUUUGGUGAUGCCAAGAUGAGAAUGAGGUUGAAACACCACUGGGGAAUCGCAGACCUUAGAAGAGAGAUCGCAAAGGGGUUUGGGAUGGAUGGUGAUGCUUUGACAAGUAACUUCAGUCUCAAGUAUAUGGACGAUGAUGAAGAAUGGGUUCUGUUGACGUGCGACGCUGAUCUUGAGGAGUGCAUACAAAUCUACAAGUCCUCUCUUUAUAAAGAGACCGUCAGAAUAUCUGUCUCUUCCUUGCUUUGAUUUUUUGUCUUAAGGCCAAUUCCAUCUAAUUACAUUGGCUUGGUUUGUCAAUCUUUUUUUUCUGUUUGAUCUGAAUGUAUUAAUUAGUUAUUGGCAUCUUGUAAUC
Messenger RNA from Brassica oleracea var. oleracea, 2281 nucleotides. Its product is annotated as protein NLP3. NCBI's taxonomy places the organism in Eukaryota, Viridiplantae, Streptophyta, Magnoliopsida, Brassicales, Brassicaceae. Gene Ontology annotation, molecular function: protein binding; DNA-binding transcription factor activity. The record is from RefSeq and is a predicted model, not a curated record.